Messenger RNA from Botrytis sinoallii, 1374 nucleotides. RefSeq lists its product as uncharacterized. NCBI's taxonomy places the organism in Eukaryota, Fungi, Ascomycota, Leotiomycetes, Helotiales, Sclerotiniaceae. The coding region runs from base 1 to 1374 and encodes 457 amino acids. The transcript has a single exon. The record is from RefSeq and is a predicted model, not a curated record.
AUGGAUCCAAACGCUGGGUCUUUUGAGCUGGGACUAGAUCUUAUACUGAGGGAAGAGGGUGGAUUGAGUGAAGAGGGUGCAAAGAACUCGUUGUUGGGUAGAUUGCAAGGUAGAUUGCAACAGUUGGGUUUGGGAGGAGAGACGCGGACGGGGACGGAACAGCGUGGGUUGAGCUUGCAGUGGGGGCAGUCGGUGCAGGGAGCUCAGCUACAACAGACAUAUAGAGUCGGACAUCCCAACCAAAAUCAAAGCCUCUUCAAUACGCGUUCGACUGAAGCACAUAUUCUUCAAUCAUCAAGCGACGUGGGCGUACAGAGAAGCUCACCAGCCCCUGGCAGCUUGCAAUCACUGGGAGCCUUGCAUAUCAAUCAAGGACAACAACAAUUAUUAAAUUCCUCUCAGCUACCGUCAUCAAGUCCAGCACAGGCUACCUUUCAAGGCAACUAUAAUCAGAGCCAAACAUCCUACAAUUGGGCACAGCCAGCACAACCACUGGGAUACCUCCCUCCUUCUGCAUUUCUGGAGAGAAGCUUCAACGGCUUGCCACUUACCGUUGGAUCUCCGAUAGUAGGAGAAAGGCGUGAGCCAGUUGAGGAUAUACAAAAAGAAAUUCUCGAGCUUGAGGAACAGGUUGAACAAGAGUAUAAAGAAUUUUGCUAUCAUCGCUCGAUACGACACGGCAGAAAAGUUAACCUCGAUAAUCUCAAAGAGUACGUUGCUGUACUUGAACAGACUCUGUUUAACACAUGCCAACGUAGUCAACAACUCCAAAUCAAGCUCUUGUUCGGCGCAGAUAUCGGAGAUCAAUUCGAAAAGUUGGUUGCAAGACAAUUGACACACGUUUUACCAACAAUAGAACAGAGGUAUUUGAGGCGUAAUUGGAAGCCAAUACGCGGUGGAAAACGUCCUCUACCCCGAUUUCCACCUGGCGGUCCUAUAUAUUUGAACAGGGCACCGAAACUAUUCAAGAUUCAAAUCAAGAUUGUGGUCAAAGUCUACACGAUCCUCGAAAGUAGUUUGUGCGUCUGCAAAAUUACGGAACAGGAAUACGAACACAGCAUUGACGUAGCAUCAGUUCACGAACUACAAGAAUACCAAUUUGAAAAAGUUUGCACUGAAACCGAGUACUAUUCUAUUGGCCUUCCCAUCUAUAAUAGCUUUUUGCCUACUACCAGAGAAGGGGUGAAGAUUGCGGUUCGGAGCUUCGCUCGUGUUAUAGAGAGAUUAUCGUACUUUUUUUGUUUCGAUCCUCCAUUGAGUCCAGACGCUGUCCGUUUGGAGAACCCAGUAGCGAAGGAUAAGGAUCUGGGUAAGUGGAUGGUACUGAUUGUCUGGGCUCUGAAAGUGGACAUGCUGGAUCGAUCUUUAUACUGA